Molecule: messenger RNA, 1185 nt
Organism: Morchella importuna
Lineage: Eukaryota; Fungi; Ascomycota; Pezizomycetes; Pezizales; Morchellaceae
Exons: 3
Coding region: 1-1185 (394 amino acids)
Source: RefSeq, a predicted model, not a curated record
AUGCUACCCCCUCCAACCCCUCUCCCCACCAGCGGCUUCUACACCAUCACUCACGACACAGCGCCCCUCGCCGUCCACCUCGAAGCCCUCUUGGAAGUGCUCCCUCCCACGACUAAGGAGCUUCUCCAAAGAUGGAGUGCUCGCGUCGGGACCAUCGACGACAUGCAGUUCAAGACCCUAGACUACGCGGUCAAGGUCCUGCAGACCCACCAGACCGACACCACGACGGUCUGCCCGCUACUUGAGGAGCUUGGGAACGCAGACACGACCGCAACGCGCAUCCUCGAGCUGUAUGACCAGGUGCAUGGUGGCCUACACGUUUUCUCGGCCGGCGGGGGCAGAACACCCUCGACGACAUCCGCAUCCGCAUCUUCGUCCUCUGUUUUGGUGGGCCGCACGAAGCCUCACGGGCGUUCCGCUAACGUGAAGAAGGACUGCCGUAACCGUGAUGGGAAUAGGUCCGUGCUGAGUCAGUUUAUGGAGGAGGAGGGGUUACAGGUCGCACACAUCAUUCCGUACUCGGCCAGCGGAGAGAAGGCGGAUAUGUUCUGGCCCUUCAUCGAGAUGUUCUUAAAAAAGGAUGGGGUGACAGCGUUGAAGGGUCUUGUCCUGGGGCCGCAAGGGACCACCGAUCAUUUGAGGAAUGUAAUGUUAUUGAGUUCCACAGAACACCAAGCCUUUGACACACAUAAAUGGGAGCUUGUCCCGGUGUUGGAGAUGCUUCCGUAUAACUCCAACACCUGCUCAGAGUACAAAGCCCGCCACAACGGCAACAUCACCGAUGGACACCUCGUCACGCUCACGACGCCCAACCCGGCGAAGCUACCAUUCCCGCACCCACUGCUCCUGCAGCUCCACAGCAUCUGCUCACGCAUCAUUUUCCUGCGGGCCAGCGCGGGGUACCCGCUGACAGUGACAGCGAGCGAUGAGAGCGACGGAGUAACCGUGUGCCAUCACCUCGAGGACCACGACCCAGUGGAAGGAGGGGCGCUGGAGAGCCUACAGCGCAAGCUGAUCGGGGUGUCGCAGGUCUUGAAAACGGAGCUGGUCGAGGCAUGGAGAGGCUCAGUUAGCCCUGCGGAGGGAGAAGGGCCAGCGCCAGAGAGGGAGCUGGUGGAGGACUCGGAGCCUGAAUCGGAAGAUAUGUCGCCAGCGCAUGGGGCGGUUGAAGUGACUUGUAGAUAG